Messenger RNA from Mobula hypostoma (lesser devil ray), 2966 nucleotides. It is a transcript of the gene pigx, whose product is annotated as phosphatidylinositol glycan anchor biosynthesis, class X. The transcript is spliced from 6 exons. Lineage: Eukaryota; Metazoa; Chordata; Chondrichthyes; Myliobatiformes; Myliobatidae. Gene Ontology annotation, biological process: GPI anchor biosynthetic process. Bases 196 to 921 code for a protein of 241 amino acids. The record is from RefSeq and is a predicted model, not a curated record. Gene Ontology annotation, cellular component: endoplasmic reticulum membrane.
GGUAUAAUUAUUUUCGAUCAAUUGCGAAGUCUUCUGAUAAAUUGACAUGAUUAUAUUUUCGCCUUCGAGCCAUGGACAAGAAGAUCUGAAUUGGAAGUUUAGAUUGGAUUUUCACAGGCAGAGGCAGGGGGCUGCAGGCUGCAGGCUGCUGAGGACGCGAGGGGGUGUUGGCGUCGCUCUGGCGGGAUCCCUCUGAUGGGCCGGUUGUGUGCGGCCUUCCUGCUGCUGUCCGGGUGUGUUUGUCUGGGGGUCGCUCAGGGUGGUGAUCCCUUGUACUCUGAACCCUGGCUACAAUCAGUGAGUCUGAACAGAAGGAUUGUCAAGAACGGGUUUCAUCGGGAGCUACUGAUAGAUGUUAAGCUUAAUGAAGGUGCUCACCCUGACUGCUGCAUUAUGAUUAAGGAGCAAUUGCCCCAAGGACUUUAUGUAGAUCCAUAUGAGCUUGCAUCACUGCGUGAACACAGCAAUGCAAAGGUAUUUGUUCAGAAGGAGAUCGAUAUUGAAGCUCCAGCAUACUUAUCAUCUGUGCACACCAUUAUCAUCUACCUUAAUCCUAACCCUAGCAAUCCUGGACAUUUCGUUGGCACAGUCCCAGUGCAUAUACGGUACCAUCGACCAACUGCUACAGAGGAAACCAAUACACUGGUGAUCCUUACGCAUCCACACUUGAUGAUUCACUGCCAAAGAGAUAAUCCAGUACAGGCCAGAUGGAACCUUAGUGAGUCUGAAGAUGGCUGCUCAGUCAGUAACCCCAGUGCCUAUCAGUGGGUGAAUAUUACCUAUCAGAAUGUUGUAGAAAUCUUAACACUCGAGGUUCCUGUUGGGCAGAAGAAGCAUACAUUGGUUGUGACAGCUGCAACAUUGCUGUCUACCAUUCUGUGCUGCAGUCUACUUUUCAGAGUUGUAUGGGUCCUAACUUAAAAACAAUGGGAAAUUGUUAAAAGGUGAAGUUGCCAAUCUUUUUGGAAUGGAUUACUACGAUGGAUUUGGCCAUGGAUGUCAUGAUUUUGAAGAUUUCAGAAGUCUUCAUGGCUUUUUUGAAAUCACAUUCUUUAAUAAUUUGAACUAGCCUGGUGUUAUGGGCUGGAUUAAUCAGACCCAACUAUUUGAGUUUCCAGGAGAUGUGGUAAUAAGCAUACAAGCAGAACUAAGUAACUUAAGACUAAUUUAUUACCAUAAAAUAAAAAGCACAAAUAAACCACACAAAAUACUGCCUAGCAAAGGUCUCUGGGCUCACGGUUCUUGGUCACCACUUGAUUGUUGUUGCUGUCGAGUUCUGAUUGAUGAAACCACCCCUUGGUCCCAGGCAGCGACACGAUCCCGAUCCCAGUCCCAGUGAAAGUUCAAAGAAAUUCAGAGAACAGCCCAAUACAAUAUAUCCACAAGUGGAGAGCAGCCACGAGACGAGCACUUUGACACAGCAUUAAGCAUAACCUCAUAAAUCAAUUAGUCAUUUUAAUGGUUACUCCUCAUUAUCUAGUAACAGAAAACAUUACUUGAGUUUGCAAAGUACCUUAAUGUUUAUGUAUAAGCAAUAAGCCUGAAGAAAGACAUUCUAUUAACAGACAUUCUUAGUGUUUAUUCACUAACAGACAUCCUCCGGAAAUUAACAGGCCCCAUGUGCUAUAAGAUCAUAAAGAGAGGGGACUUCCGGUAGCGCUCAUGGAGUGAAGUCACGUUCUUGACUCGCUCCAUUACCUCUGAGUUUUUCUUCUUAUGAUCAGCUAUAUGUUAAUUAACCAUUAAGGCAUCAACUUUUACAAUACUUUGAAACAAAUUGGACUCUUUGAUAAUUGGAUGCGUUUAAGGUCUGCUAUGUCUAAGAAUGGAAAAAACGGAAAGGACGGCAAACCUCCGGUUAGACCGAAAGAUUUCCCUCCGACUGAACCACCGGUGACUUUGAAAGCUAUAUCGGAGCUAAUUCGGGAGGAAAUUUCAACUAGUUUCCAGAAAAUUGCUGAUUCAAUUGAGAAGAUACAAAUAUCUAUUACGGAACAUCGGUCGGCUAUAUCUGAUCUUCAAAAAUCCACGCAACAAAGUGAGCUCAAGUUGGAGAAAAUCGAAGAAACAAUUAAUGUAAUGAAGAAGAAACUCGACUUUCUGACCUUUAAAAACUCUGACUUAGAAUCCAGAAUGCGACGGCAGAAUCUUCGAAUGAUUGGGGUGCGUGAAGCUGUUGAAUCCGAUAACUCUAUGAAGUAUUUUUCUCAACUUUUAAAAGAUGCAUUUCCUACUGUAUUUCCUGACCAACCACCGUUAUUGGAUCGUGUUCACAAAGUUCCGUCAUACUUGCCUAGGUCAGAUAAACCUAGACAUGUCAUUUUACGUUUUCAUUACUUCCAAGACAAGGAGAAACUGUUUCGUUUCGUUCGAUCUAAAGGUUACAUUGAUUUUCUGGAUCUCAAGUUCCGAUUCGUGGAGGAUUUCAGUAAACCAAUCCGGGAUCAAUGGGUUCGUUACAGAUCUGUGAUGUCGGAACUCUACAAGAUGGAUUUAAAACCAGCGCUGCUUUACCCAGCACGUCUAAGGAUUCGCACAUUGGAUGGAGCCCUCCGUUUUUUUGAAUCUCCAUCGGAUGCCCAGAGUUAUCUGGAUCAAUUUUCACCUUCAACAUCUUAAUCGUAAUUUUUUAACUAUCUCCGUUGAUCGGAGGUUGUGAAUUUGUCGGUCUUAAUUUUUUUUUGCCCUAUAUGGACAGAAAAGUUUAUUUUUGAUUAUUUAAUAUGGUUGCUAAACUUCCUUUUUAACUGCGUCAUUUCUUUCUUUUUCCCAGGGGAUUCUGGGUGGUUAUUUCCUCAUUGUCAUUUUACGUAUUUCCUUUGUGGCCUUAAAUUUUGUAGUUUUUUUUAAAAUCUAUUUUGUUUUGUAGGUUUUUAUAACUAGUUUAUGUUAAUAAUCUUUUUUUUUUGUUUUGUUUAUUCAUGGGUCUGGGGUUUAUUGCGGUUUUUUUUAUAUUUUCUGGCUUU